Molecule: messenger RNA, 914 nt
Organism: Drosophila hydei
Lineage: Eukaryota; Metazoa; Arthropoda; Insecta; Diptera; Drosophilidae
Gene: Eaf6
Product: chromatin modification-related protein MEAF6
Exons: 4
Coding region: 246-899 (217 amino acids)
Cellular component (GO): NuA4 histone acetyltransferase complex
Source: RefSeq, a predicted model, not a curated record
UUUUUCUAUAUAUCACUGUUCGCCGGCAUUCAAAAUAAACGGUCAACUGGGAACACCAGCGCCAUCUAGUUUACAGAUAUGCAAGCACUUCUUCAACAACAUCGAUUAUUGAAUUAAGUAGUUGUGUAUUAUCGACGAUCCGCCACAUUUCUAGGCAACUCGUCAUAGAAUCGAUAUACACAGCUAGCUGCAAACACAUAUCGCCCUGAAAAUAUAUAAACAAAACGCAUCUAAAAAAACACAAAAUGAGUUCACCUACUAAUAAACAUGUCAGCGAAACAAACAAUAAUAGCAACAAACCAAAAAAGUCAGCCAAAACUAAUUCCAAUGCCAAGGGCGGCACCAUGGACACGCGUGGAGAAUUGGCGGACCUCAUCAAGAAGAAGGCUGAGACUUCGGAACAACUAGCCAAUCUAGAACGUCAAAUUUAUGCCUUCGAGGGCUCUUAUCUAGAGGACACACAACUGUGCGGCAACAUUAUUCGCGGCUGGGAACGCUACCUGACUUCGAACAAGGCUACAAAUUCGAAGGCCGACAAACGUAAUCGCAAAUUCAAAGAUGCUGAGCGAUUGUUCUCCAAAUCCAGCAUUACCUCAAUGGCAAUAUGCAAUCCUGAACGCGCCAGCGAAUCUGAUUCCAUAACAAACGAAGACUCCAGCGAUAAUCAGAUCUCAAUUAACCAGAAUACUACGACGGCACACGAUGGAGCUACAUCAAUUAAGUCGCAGGAUGAAAAGGAUUCGCCAUCACAUCGAAACGAUUCAGGCAGCGUUGGAGGCGCUGCCAGCAACAAAGAGCCCGGCACACCCACAUCCAAUACAAAAAGCAAAUUGGGCUCAAGCUCGAGUGCGACGGCCAAGAAGAGUGGACACAUCAACAAGAAAAUACGGCAUCGAUAAUAGAAUUCGUCCUUA